CCUAGAAAGUAAGAAAAUCAACAUGGCUGUGCGUGUGGUCUGCAAUUUUCCUUCUGCCAGCCUUUUAAUCAAAGACCCAGCAUCAAGUGAGAUGAAAAUCAGGAUAUCAGCAACAAUCGACGAGAGAGGCACAAAGAUAUCACAAAUCCAAACGAAGAAGAGAUGCUUGAGGUGCAAUACUCUUUACCUUGACAAAGAGAAUUCCCCAACUGCCUGCUCCUUCCAUGGCCACACCACUGGAGAGAGAGGAUUAUUUGCGCUGGCACCACCACACCAAGGGAUUGAUGGGGAGUGGAGUGAUCGCUCUGGAGUAAUUGUGUACAAAUGGAACGAGAAGAAUAACAGACCAAACACCGGCAGCGCGAAUUGGAAGAAAAGAUGGAGCUGCUGUGCUGAAUACGGUGAAAGCGCGCCUCCCUGUCGACGAGGAUGGCAUGUCUCCUAUGAUGAUGGCUUCACUCUAUACUAGCCUAUAGUCCAAAUACACCAUCACAUUGUGUAAUGCAACUUCAGAAGCAUAACAAACAACAAAGCAAAGUGUUUGUUUUGGAAAACAGAGUUGUUGCAGAGCAGAAUGAGAAAUAAGCUGCAAAAGUAUUGAUGUAACUGCAAAUUGUUUGUUCAUCAAAGCAGAUUGAAAGAACCCAAGAAUGACAAAAUUGCCAAUGGGAAAAAAGUAAAGUGAAAAAGCCCAAAUCUUCUUCAAUUUUAAUGAUUAC
Molecule: messenger RNA, 719 nt
Organism: Tripterygium wilfordii
Lineage: Eukaryota; Viridiplantae; Streptophyta; Magnoliopsida; Celastrales; Celastraceae
Exons: 2
Coding region: 23-469 (148 amino acids)
Source: RefSeq, a predicted model, not a curated record